Cladocopium goreaui is the source of this 745-nucleotide messenger RNA. The record is from the annotation of a GenBank genome assembly. Lineage: Eukaryota; Dinophyceae; Suessiales; Symbiodiniaceae.
AGGAUACAAAUAGCAUCACAGAGAUGGACAACUCUCCAAUCGUUGUUUUGAGUUCCUCCAGCGAGAAUGGUGAAAGGAAGAGCAGCUCUGAACCCCCGCAGGUUGAAGAGACUGCCGGCAAAGCCAAGGCGAAGCCAAAGACCACGGUCAUGUUGAGGAACUUGCCGAACAACUACACCAGGUCUAUGCUCCUCCAUUUGCUCGAUGAGCAGGGCUUUGGGGGGAAGUAUGAUUUCCUCUACUUGCCCAUCGACUUCGACCGCAAGGCCAACUUGGGCUAUGCCUUCGUCAACCUGGUGGACGAGGAGGACGUGGAUGAAUUUUGGAGCAGUUUCGAUGGCUUUGGGUCUUGGUCCUUUCCCUCUUCUAAGGUUUGCCAAGUGAGCUGGAGUGGUCCCAAACAGGGGCUGAAAGCUCAUGUGGAUCGCUACAAAAAUAGUCCUGUGAUGCACAAGAGUGUUCCUGACGAAUACAAGCCCAUGAUUCUCUCGCAGGGCAUCCCGAAACGCUUCCCAGCGCCGACUAUUCGAGUCCAACACCCCAAGAAGGCUGGCAAGCACUGACUUUGACUGACUUCCAAUUCUGGCUACAGCAGUUUGAGCCGCACGAGGCCGUAUGAUGCCGCAUGCGGUUGUUGUAAAGUCUGAUGCCAAGGAGGCAGGGCCAAGGUAGUGCCACCAAGAGGUUUGGGUGUACAUCUCAGCCGCACAUCGCAUUUUGCACACAGUCUUGCAUUGUUUGCACC